UAAUAAUAAUAAUAAUAAUAAUAAUCUAAAACAAAAUUAUUCUGAGAGUUGGAUAUCUAUACAUCUUACAAGAGAAUUCCCCUGAUCCUUAAGAGCAUUCUCCCAAUCUUUAAAUAUUAAAUAAAGGCUGUAAUGGUUGAAGAUCGAUUUUUAAAAUUUGGCUAAUUGUUGCUUGUAUCACAAGCUUUUUUUGUAGACAAACAUGAACGCAUGGCAUUCUUGAGCAGAAAAAUUUUGGGACAAAUUCUAACAUUAAUAAAAAUAUUGGAGCAAAUUCUAAAAUUAAUAAAAAUACCAACACCCGUAAUACAAAAAUCAUUUCCAAAAAGAGAUAUUAUUUUUAAAAUUAGGCCUUUAGUUUUAUACACACAUACCUAUAGACUAUGCAGAGAGAAAACGAUUCAGUUCAUUGAAAAAAAUGAAAAGAUCAAUAAACAUAUUCUAUAAAAAUUGGUAAUAACUGCAGUUGUCUUCCAGAUUUGAGUUCAAAAAUAAGAUUAGAACGAUUAAGUUUCAGGAAAACAAGCCAACGUACAUAUGGAAUCACACCUGUUUGGAUACAUAUAUAAAAAUAUUCCCAUUCAUUUUCUCUGAACAUGUAUGAAGUAUAUGAAACUCCUUUCCAGCUUGGAGGGUAUCGGAUUGACUUUUAAAUGAAAUGGGUUUAUAUGUAUAUGUGUGUGUGUGUGUGUGUGUGUGUGUACAUACAUACACACACACAUAUAUAUAUAUAGGUUUAACACAGGGGUGUGUUAAAUGUUGGGGGUUUUGUGACAUCACCAGGUUAAAGUACCCAAUCAGCAUGCACUCUGGAGAAAAUUAUUUAGUGGGGUGUUUCCUAUAAUAUACUGUAUUCAAGUCUCUUAAAGAAAGAAGCAGGAAAAAAAGGUAGCCAUGCCAUGGAUUUUGUUUGGUGUCUGGGGGGCAUUGAAAACCCUGCUUUUUGCAGCUCAGCAAUGAUCCUUUGCUCAAAGGCUUGCCUGCCUGUUUUUAAAGAUUGGGCUGAUUAAGAGAUGGGUGAGAUAAUCUGAUUCCAAGAAGAAAAGAUAGGAGGAGGAGGAGGAAAAAUAACUGAGGGAAGAGGACAUUUUUUUCCUUUGGACUUCUCUGGGGAUGUUUAGAGAGUGGAGAAUAAAGCGCUGAGAAAAGAGGAGGCAGCUCUGCAUUCUCAAGAGAUGCAUUUGAAAGGAAAAUUUCUCACUCAGCGACGAGUGCUUGAUUUGGGGAAGGGGGAUAGAUGGGAAAUGGGAAGAGGUUGGAAGAAGAGCCGUUUCUACUAGCUCCCCACUGGCGUCCUCCCUGCCUACCUUUUAUUUUUAUUUUAAACAUGUUUCUGACCUGCGGGAUGGCUCCAGCUGCGGCUUCCGCUGCCACUUCAAUGGAUUACAAUGGAGAUUUCCAAGCUGGUUAUCAGGAAAUCGACGGCAUCAACCUGGGUUACCUGCAAAUUAACGGCACGAAGAUGUUUGCUCUGACCCAGGUCUUCAGCGACCUUUUUAAGGACAUUCCUCGGGCCGCCGUGAGCAAAAAAAUGGAAAGCCUCAACAUCCAGAGUCGCCGGUGCGACCUGAAGGAGCUGCGCACUCUCAAAGCCAUCCAGUCGGUGCCAAUACGCGCCGUCAAGUGUUCGCUCAUUUCCAAGACCGACCUGGAGGCCCUCUGCACCUCCUGCAAGGCCUUAACCCCCAGGAAGAGGAAGAGGAAGAGGAAAGUCAAAAGGAGGGAAGCCGAGGUCCUGUUCGAUCGGCCCCGGUUACUCCCGGCGUAUGACGAACCCGAUCACCACGCCUUUCGUGCCAGUUUGGAUGCAGGCUGCGCCAAGCGCGAAGCACUCUUCGCAGCUCCAUUUGCUAGGAGUUACGAGAAAGCCGCGCCGCCUUCCAAAAGCUACAGCCGGAACGGUAGAGCGCACCUCCUGGCCGGCGUCCUCAACGCUUACCCAGGGGACUUGCAAUUCUUACACUCGGCAGUCAGGGCGCACGGAACCGGUCAACCGGUUUGCGAGCCGGAGAUCGGGCGCCCUAAGCGCUCCACUUGUGGAUGCCUGGCCAAGAAAGGUCGCUCGGCCUCUAUCGCCGGCUCCAAGAGGCAAGGUACAUCGGCUGGCUUUUCUAGUGAUUCAGAUUCCAGCGGUGCGUCAAGCCCGGCAAGUUCUAGCGAUUCUUCGGAAGAUGAGGAGGAGGAGGAGGAAGACGACGACGAAGAGGAGGACGAAUCUUCCUGCAGUAGCGAAGACGGCAGCUCCUCCGGAUCAGAAAGUAGUUCUCUAUGCAGUGGCGACUCCGUGCAAAGCACGCGGUACAGACAGGCCGCCCUUCCCCGCAUCCCUCCCCAAAAUGCAUCUUCCCAAGUCCUCCCCAGCGUGGCCAAAGCACUACGCCCCGACCCGAACUUGAUCUUUUGGGCCAGGACGUUGCGCGCCUCCACUUUGGAAAGUUUCAAGCCGGUUCCCACCACUACGCUUCAGCAGGACAGACCGGAGACUCGGCAUGCUCGUUCGGUAGGCCCUAGCGAAAGACCGCAGCCAAAGAACGGAGGCGUCAGGGAGUCGUUGGAGUUGGGUGUCCAGGAAGGCGAAGAGGCCGAUUUUCUGAGCAUUCCUGAUCGUGUCCGAACCGGCGAACGUGAUAAAACCGAAGAAGCCGCGCUUCAGCAGACCUCCGAGGAAGGGUCAGGCAGAGGGGCCCAUUUCGACCGGCUUAUCAGGCAAUCGAAACUGUGGUGCUACGCCAAAGGGUUCAACGUGGAUGGGAAAGUCUUGCGCAGAGCCGAGCAGGCCAAAGGGUGUCCCCCCACUUCCAAAGCUGGCCUUCUCAGCCUGGCCAACAGACCGCUGAAAGGAAGCAGCGAUUCGGAAAGAAGUGCCAGGAGAAGUCGAGUCGAACAGGCCAAGGGGAGGCCCCCCAAGAUCCCGAGGAAGAAGACCCCAAAGGGGGGCGCUCCGCCUUGCAAACGCUUGCUCAGUACCACUCCGGGGCCUGUAAGGAAUCCAUUUACUUUGAUGGGCACUUUUCCAUGUACUCCCGCAUUAGUCGUGGGUUCCGAUGGGGAUCUCUGUCCUGCGUCGUCCCUAUGCGUCAAAGACUCCUGCAUCCUUUCCAAAACGCACCCACUUUGGACCUGGCAGCUGGGGGGCCAUGCUAUCCCCAUGCCUCCCAGCCUGAAAUUCCGGGGAUAUGGUUUUGAAAAUGUCUAGAUGGAAGAUUUUAAAUUAGUUUGUGUGCAACGAUUUGUCUUUGGUAGAGGGAACAGUGUGGAUGGGAAAGUUAAAAUAGAAUAUAUUCUGAAAAGAAAAGGAAAAUGAUCUCGCCAUCUUAAGUACAUAUACUUGGAAAUAACCUUUUUGGGUUCAGUGGCCUUUAAUUCCAAGUCAGGUGAUAAUAGCAAUUGAUGUUUAAACUCAUUUGCCCCAAAGUAAGACUGGCUGAAAUAGAUAAAAAUGUUUUUAAAUAGAAAAAGUGCAAUCAAAUAUAUAACUAUUCAGGAGGAAUUAUGGGAUUUAAUUAUGUACAAGUGGCUGUAAGUUUGAAGCUUAAAAGUUUUCAAAAGAAUGGACUUUUGAUUCCCAAAUAGCUCGUUGUUUUUUAAAAAAUCCUGAAAAUCUCCAUCACAUGGCAUUUCUGACAUUCCUUUAUUUAUAGAAGUGGCUUUGUUUUAAAGAGCCCAUCUAAUCAGUAAUUCUUAAUAAAAUUACACACAUUUGAAAAUAUAAAUUUAAAAUCUUACUUGACAAUGAUUACAGGGGGCCAAAAUAAAUGAUUAAAAAGAAAUGAUGACAGUAAGAGAAAGUAACUUGAAAAUAAAGCUGAGUAUAAAUAUCUAACUUUUAUGCUUUUAGUUGGGGAUACAGUGUUUUUGUUCAUAUUGCACAUUUAUAUUGUAGGAAGCUGCAAUAACAAUAGUUAAAAAGAAGAAGAUACAGGCUGUUUGGAGAAAAUCUGGUCUCCUUUCCUUUUAACAUGCAGUGGUUUGUUCUAUACUGUGAAAUUUGGAAAAGCUGUGGGGGGUGUUGUUGUAGGGAAUGAGAAAGUUUCUGGAGAAGGCUCCCCUCCCCUCUCCAAGUGAAAGACCCUUCUAUUCUCUCCCUCCCCCAUUAGCAGAGUUAAAAGUAUGCUCUCUUCCCAGCCCCCAACUUUCUUCCUUAAUUUGGAAGAGAAAUGGAAAGGCCUCUCAACUGCAGCACAUUAAACUCAUCAAAGGAUCACUCCCCUCCCCAUUCUAUUCACUUCCUGAUUAAAACUUAAGCAAAGCCAAUCUUAUCCCCAAUACCAGAACUUUGAGAAAAAGAAAGGUCUC
Messenger RNA from Notechis scutatus (mainland tiger snake), 4296 nucleotides. It is a transcript of the gene EPOP, whose product is annotated as elongin BC and polycomb repressive complex 2 associated protein. NCBI's taxonomy places the organism in Eukaryota, Metazoa, Chordata, Lepidosauria, Squamata, Elapidae. The record is from RefSeq and is a predicted model, not a curated record.